Molecule: messenger RNA, 555 nt
Organism: Striga asiatica
Lineage: Eukaryota; Viridiplantae; Streptophyta; Magnoliopsida; Lamiales; Orobanchaceae
Source: the annotation of a GenBank genome assembly
AUGGAGGUACUCGACACCAGUCAAAAGUUGGAGCAUGAGACAUUUAACUUCACUUUGACUAAAUGGCUGCUUCAUGGUCUCCAUCAAUGCCUUAAGAUCGUGUUCCAUGUACUCCAUGACCAUAAAGAUGCUGUCAAGAUUGCUCCCCACAACUACUUCUUUGACAUCCACAAUGGAGGGCGCAACAAUUUCUCCAGUCCUCUUAUCCUUGGCCCUAUAUACAACCCCAUACGUUCCUUCAUCUAUCUUGUUGAGUCUCUCAAACUCAUCGACACUCCUGCAACCUUGAAGCAUAUUAACACUCCUUUGUUGGGGUUGUGGGGAAUCCGAGGUACCACGAGAACCACGAUCAUCAUCGGAAUCUGUCUCAGAAAGGCUAGCUUUAUCAUUGGCAUGAUUACGGUCCUCAUCUAUUUCCAUAUAUUCGUUAUUGUCAUCUUCUUCACGAUAACUAUCUCUACUGGAGGACCUAACACGUCCAUCCGACCUACUGGACCUCUCUUCAGUCCCCACGGGGCUUUCUCUUUUGACCUCUCCAACUUGAGGACUUACUGA